Molecule: messenger RNA, 2032 nt
Organism: Gilbertella persicaria
Lineage: Eukaryota; Fungi; Mucoromycota; Mucoromycetes; Mucorales; Choanephoraceae
Product: heat-shock protein 90
Exons: 1
Biological process (GO): cellular response to heat; protein folding; protein stabilization
Cellular component (GO): cytosol; protein-containing complex; perinuclear region of cytoplasm
Molecular function (GO): ATP-dependent protein folding chaperone; ATP binding; ATP hydrolysis activity
Source: RefSeq, a predicted model, not a curated record
GAAAUCUUUUUACGUGAAUUGAUCUCCAAUGCUUCUGAUGCUCUGGACAAGAUUCGCUACCAAUCCUUAACGGAUCCCUCUGUACUUGAAUCUGAGAAGCAGCUUUUUAUCCGUAUUACACCUGACAAGGAAAACAAGAUCCUUUCGAUUCGAGAUACCGGUAUUGGUAUGACGAAGGCUGACUUAGUCAACAACUUGGGUACCAUUGCCAAGUCUGGUACCAAGGCCUUCAUGGAGGCUUUGUCUUCUGGCGCUGAUAUUUCUAUGAUUGGUCAAUUCGGUGUUGGUUUCUACUCUGCUUAUUUGGUGGCUGAUAAGGUCCAAGUGGUCACCAAACACAACGAUGAUGAGCAAUAUAUCUGGGAAUCUGCUGCUGGUGGUUCAUUCACCAUCACUCGGGAUACAGGCGCAUCCAUUGGCCGUGGCACUGAAAUACGCCUGUUUAUGAAAGAAGAUCAAGUAGAAUACCUUGAAGAACGAAGAAUCAAGGACAUUGUCAAGAAGCACUCUGAGUUUAUUUCUUAUCCUAUCCAAUUGACGGUCGAAAAGGAAGUAGAAAAGGAAGUCGCUGAAGAUGAAGACAUGACUGAAGGUGGUGCCAAAAUUGAAGAAGUCACUGACGAAGAUGACAAGCAACAAAAGAAAAAGAUCAAAGAAAAGAUUGUGGAAAACGAAGAAUUAAACAAGACAAAACCUCUUUGGACCCGUAACCCUGAAGACAUUAAGCAAGAAGAAUACGCUGAGUUUUACAAGGCCCUUACAAAUGACUGGGAAGACCAUUUGGCUGUCAAGCACUUUUCUGUUGAAGGUCAACUUGAGUUCCGUGCCAUCCUGUUUAUUCCCAAGCGUGCUCCCUUUGAUAUGUUUGAGACCAAAAAGAAGAAGAACAAUAUCAAGUUGUAUGUUCGCCGUGUGUUCAUUAUGGAUGACUGCGAUGAAUUGGUGCCUGACUGGUUGUACUUUAUUCGUGGUGUGGUAGAUUCUGAAGACUUGCCUUUGAACAUCUCGCGUGAGAUGCUUCAACAAAACAAGAUUCUCAAAGUCAUCCGUAAGAACUUGGUCAAGAAGUGUUUGGAGAUGUUCCAGGAAAUUGCUGAAGACAAGGAUAACUUUGACAAGUUCUAUGAAGCCUUUAGUAAGAACAUCAAGUUGGGUAUCCAUGAAGACUCUCAGAACCGUAACAAAUUGGCUGACUUGUUGCGUUAUUACUCUACCAAGUCUGGUGAUGACAUGACUUCUUUCAAGGAUUAUGUGACCCGCAUGCCAGAAAAACAAAAGAACAUUUACUAUAUUACUGGUGAAUCUCGUACGGCUGUUGAACACUCUCCCUUCUUGGAAGGCUUUAAGAAGAAGGGCAUUGAAGUCUUGUUGAUGACGGAUCCUAUUGAUGAAUAUGCUAUUACUCAACUCAAAGAAUAUGAUGGCAAGAAGUUGGUCUGUAUCACCAAGGAAGGUACUGAUAUUGAAGAAGACGAAGAAGAAAAGAAGGCCCGUGAGGUUGAAAAAAAGGAAUUUGAAGACUUAUGCAAAAAUGUCAAGACCGUCUUGGGUGACAAGGUCGAAAAGGUUGUGCUUUCUCAUAUCUUGACGGAUUCUCCUUGUGUGUUAACUACAGGUCAAUUUGGCUGGUCUGCUAACAUGGAACGUAUUAUGAAAGCUCAAGCUCUUCGUGAUGCUUCUAUGUCAAGCUAUAUGAUGUCCAAGAAGACAUUCGAGUUAAACCCUCACCAUCCUAUCAUCAAGGCGCUCAAGCAAAAGUCCAAUGUAGAUGCUAAUGACCGCACAGUGAAAGACUUGAUCAACUUGUUGUUUGAAACUUCUCUUUUGACUUCUGGCUUUACUUUAGAUAACCCAAGUUCAUUUGCUACUCGUAUUAACCGUAUGAUCUCACUUGGGCUUUCUAUUGACGAAGAAGAGCCCAUGGAAGAAGUCGUUGAAGAAGCACCCAAGGAAGAAACUGUUGAAUCCAAGAUGGAAGAAGUGGACUAAGUUUCUCGCUAUUCCUUUGCAUACACAUUAUAUAUACAUUACA